Carassius gibelio (silver crucian carp) is the source of this 3265-nucleotide messenger RNA. RefSeq names its product mitogen-activated protein kinase 8 interacting protein 1b (gene mapk8ip1b). The transcript has 12 exons. Gene Ontology annotation, molecular function: protein binding. Gene Ontology annotation, biological process: regulation of JNK cascade. Gene Ontology annotation, cellular component: cytoplasm. The record is from RefSeq and is a predicted model, not a curated record. The coding region runs from base 386 to 2410 and encodes 674 amino acids. NCBI's taxonomy places the organism in Eukaryota, Metazoa, Chordata, Actinopteri, Cypriniformes, Cyprinidae.
AGUGAUGGGGGAUGGGCGAUAUUGGAGACAAGAAGCAGAGAGGAGGGGUGAUGUUGUAAAUCACACGACUGCAUGAUUAUUAUUAUGUAUACGCAGAAGGACACUGUCAUGCAGCAUCUCUCUCAGCGCUGACUCUGCAAAGCUCUGAUUUUUCUUCGCGCAGUGAGGAUGCAGGUGAACACAUGAGCAAGGGCAGAGAGAUACAGUGAGAAAAUGCAGCAUCCGUCAAGACGUUGUUGUUCUACAGUGUAUGCAUGAUGCUGGAGCAGCAUGUGCUGUUGUCAUUUGAACUACGUCUAAAGUGAGUGUAAAUAGAGCAGCUGGAAUGGCAGGCGCUGAGCUCUGACCAGAUGUCAACACAAUCCCAUGCUGCACUGCUCACAGAAUGGACUCCAACGGUGAUGGCAAAGAGGAAUGGACAGAGGAGCAAUGGGAGAAAUGGUUGACCCAGGACAUAGGUUUGGAUGGGUUUGAAGAUGAGGACCUGUCUGAAAUCACAGAAAUCGCUGAUGAGUUUGUAAUGAGGCCCAGGCGCAAUGACUCUGACAUCAAGGAUCAUGUGAUCCAGACACACAAUAGUGGCCUGGAGAAGGUGGAGGCAGGCGCAGCGGGUCAGAUCCAGGCAGAGACACAUCCCUCACAUCUCACUGAUGCUGCUGAUAGGAGCCAAAGAGUGGCUUGUCGACACGACGGCAAAGCGUCGAUGGAUUCUGCCGUUCCUGUCAGCAUGGAUGCCUACCGUCCCAAAAGACCCACCACUCUCAACUUAUUCCCACAGGUGCCGCGGACUCAGGACACUUUAAACAACAACUCGUUUGCGAAGAAGUACAGCUGGCAGCAGAAAAUCUCCCAGACCUUGCCACCGCUUAAGUCAGGUGAGCUGGCGCCUUCUCGUGAACACACGUGUCUGAGCGACGAGGAGAAGCACCAGCCGGGACAGAGUCGGACUCAAAUGAAAGACUGCGGCACCUCGACCGACAAACCCAACAGUUGCCCCUCCAAACACACUCAAGCUCCUGCUCCACCUUACAAAGCCAGAGACGUGCACAGAGAAGCGGGCCACUGCGAGCGCAUCCGUUAUCACACAGACGUCCGGCUUGAGCCUACAGAGGAGAUCUUUCUGACGCCCAUACAGCGCUGCACUGAGGCUCCGGAGCAGGAGAUAACACCAGCGCUCUCCCAAGUGAUCGCAGACAGCUCUGACAACGAAGCUCCCCCUCCGUACAGCGAACAGGAUCUGCAGCCGCCGUCCUAUUCCUCCUGUGUGGAGGCUUUGGCUGCUGUGGAGCCUGACAGUGAAGAAGAAGAAGCAGCUGGAGCUGAAGAUCUGUGUUACAGAGACUGCGGUGCUGGAGAGGGUUUGUCGGGAACGCUGCAGACUUCCAUGAGCAACUCGGACGCCAGCGGACUUUCGUACGAUUCGGUCAAAUACACGCUGGUGGUGGACGAGCACGAUCAGCUGGAGCUGGUCAGCUUGAAAGAGUGUUAUCACGGAUACAGUGAUGACAGCGACUCGGCCACCGUCUACGAUAACUGUGUCUCCUCUCCAUACGAGUCGGCUCUUGAGAAAGAGGAUGAGGAGGAUGAAGGAAGACAAAGCGGGAUCAAACAGAGUCUGUCAGAGGACUCCACACCUGAAGCCGACAUGCAGUUUUCUCGGAAAUUCCUUAAUGUUUUCAUGAACGGCUGCUCACGCUCCUCCAGUACAGAAUCCUUUGGCUUGUUUUCCUGCAUAAUUAACGGAGAAGAGAGAGAACAGACGCACAGAGCCGUCUACAGGUUUGUCCCUCGUCAUGAUGACGAGCUGGAGCUGGAGGUCAACGACCCUCUGCUGGUGGAGCUGCAGGACGAGGAUCACUGGUACGAGGGCUACAACAUGAGAAGCGGCGCACGCGGCAUCUUUCCCGCUUAUUACGCCUCUGAGGUCUUCAAGGAGCAAGAGCUCACUUCAAACGUGAAAAGUACUGAAUGGAUGGAGAAAUAUAGCAUGAAAUUUCUCGGCUCGGUUCAAGUGCUGAAUCACAAAGGCAAUGAUGUUUUGUGUGCAGCUAUGCAAAAGAUUGCGAUGAACAGGAGACUGACUGUACUGUACAAUCCUCCCUCGUCCUGUGUCCUGGAGAUCAACGUGAAGGGACUGAAACUCACGGUGCAGGAUGACUUCAGCAUGAGCAGCCAAUACAGUCACUUCUUCCACUUAAAAAAUGUCUCAUUCUGUGGCUACCAUCCCAGAAACAAGAAGUAUUUUGGCUUCAUCACCAAACACCCAGCUGAUGAGAGGUUCGCCUGUCAUGUCUUUGUGUCAGAGAGCUCCACUAAACCGCUCGCAGAGUCCGUCAGGAAAGCUUUCCAUUUGUACUAUAAAGAGUUUGUGGAGGUCUCGUGUCCAACGGAAGACAUCUACCUGGAAUAAUAACUACAACACAGCAGUGUAUAUUACCACUACGCUACAUGAAUAUAUGAGAAAUAAUAAUAUCAAAGACUAAUAUAUCUGACAAAUGAAAUGAAGAGUGACUGACUGAGGCUUGUAACGUGAUGCACAUGACCUGAUUUUGUGUUGCAUUUCACCAGACUGAUGCACAGAAGAAGAAAUGUACAGUAUAAAAUGCUAAAAUUAUUUUCCAGAUAUUGAGGAUUUUGGAUGCUUUGGAUGAGGCUUUCAUCCGUUUCGCUGCUCUUGCUGCUGCGCGUCAGGCUUUAUAGAGGAUAUUUUUUAUCGCACAAAACCAUGCAUUCUCAUAAAAUAUUAGUAAAACUUAUUAACGGUGACCAGUUUAAUGAGACGAACGAAUCUGUUAUCCCAGCUGCUUGUGAUGAUGUCUUGUUGUCUGUAGCGUUUUACAGGUGUACCAGCAUAAUUCACUCCUAAAACCUUCCUGUAAAGUGAACUCCUUCAGUAUUAUUCAUUUGAAACUGUAAAAUAGGACUCCUUUGUUAUCAGUUCCUCACCAAAUGAAAGCCAGAUCUAUAAAUAGCUAUCAAAGAAAUUUGAUCAUAUUAAUAGAAGUCAAUGACAGCUGAAUCAGAAGAUGUUUUAGGACCUUCAGGACUUUUUGGAUCACGACAUUCCCUCUUAUAAGUGCAAUGGUAAUGGAUAACACAAUAAUAAUAAUAAUAAUAAUAAUAAUAAAUAUCAGUGCCAUGGAGUUCCUGUAAAUGACUUUGGAAGAGCUGCAUUUGGCUUGGUUUUAAUGAACUCCUGUGAAAGCAAGACCUUAUUACAUCCGUCUGAACAAAUGAUGUGCUUAUUAAAGGCUUGUUCAAGGAA